Trametes versicolor FP-101664 SS1 is the source of this 802-nucleotide messenger RNA. RefSeq names its product rho GDP-dissociation inhibitor. Gene Ontology annotation, cellular component: membrane; cytoplasm; cytosol. Gene Ontology annotation, biological process: Rho protein signal transduction. The record is from RefSeq and is a predicted model, not a curated record. The coding region runs from base 40 to 648 and encodes 202 amino acids. NCBI's taxonomy places the organism in Eukaryota, Fungi, Basidiomycota, Agaricomycetes, Polyporales, Polyporaceae. Gene Ontology annotation, molecular function: protein binding; Rho GDP-dissociation inhibitor activity. The transcript is spliced from 8 exons.
AAGUCCCCCUCCUCCAUCGACCAUCACCAUAAACCCAGGAUGUCCACGCAGCACGAGCACGAGGAAGACGACCUUGUCCCCACCUCCACCCCCGGCUACAAGCCCGGCGCGGCGAAGAGUGUCGACGAGUACGCGAAGCUCGAUGCUGAGGACGAGAGUCUCGCGCGUUGGAAAGCCAGCCUGGGCAUCGUCCCCGGUUCGGCCACCAGUGGACAAGGUCCCAAGGUUACCAUUUACAGUCUGGAGCUCGCUUCCACUACCCUCCCCCCGGGCAAGGAGCUCGUGAUGAACCUGCAGGAUACGAAUCAAAUCGCGAACCUGAAGAAGAACCCUAUCACGAUCAAGGAGGGCGUCGAGUUCAACGUCCGCAUUAGCUUCAAGGUGAACCACUCGAUCAUCUCGGGUGUCCGAUACAUCCAAGUGGUCAAGCGGUCGGGCAUCAAAGUUGACAAGAUGGAGCAAAUGCUUGGCUCGUACGGGCCGCAUCCCAAGGGGGAGGCCUAUGUCAAGAACUUCGACCCCGAAGAGUCACCAUCCGGCAUGUUGGCUCGCUCCGGGACGUACUCGGUCCGCAGCCGUGUCGUCGACGAUGACGGCGAGGUCUACGCCGACUGGGAGUGGAGUUUCAAAAUCGGAAAGGAAUGGUGAAGGACCGCUCUCGCAUGUAUUUGUCUCGCAUCUAUAUCCUGCAUAUCUUUGGUUUGGUCACAAUCGGUGUAUCGGAAUAACGGAAUACAUGGAGGAGAGCUGUUCAAGCACGUCUAGUGUAUUCAGCGUGCUCGUCUCGUCCUCGUGCUGUGUC